AUGAACUCAGUACCCGGACCAUCAACAUGCAACCAAACAUUCAAUAAUUUAAAUGUCAAACAAAAAGGGAUUCCGAACCACGUGCUAGAAAAAUUAGCCGAAGAUUUUAAAAAAGAGCAAAAAUUUUCAGAUUCAUCACUCCUGAGUCUUUAUUCAGCAUUCGGUGAUGUCUUUGACAGAGCACUAAAUUUAUAUGAGUCUAGCAAAAUAAGUAAAAUAGUAGCCGUUGAUUCAAAUGCUCACGGUGUUUGGAAAGAAAUAGAUGCCGGCAGAUGGUUGAUUGAAGUACAAGGAUUCUCUGGAGAAGCUUACAUUUUAUUUCCUAACAUAAAUUACUGUCAAUGUCCAGCAUUCAAGUACCAGGUACUAAGAGAUCAGUCUGAUCGAACAUGCAAACACGUGCUGGCUGCUUGGUUGGCAAGUCUUGAGUCAGAUAAAAUAAUUGAAAAACAGAUAACUCGGGAGCAAUUUAAAAGUUUGUUACUGUACCAAGUUUUGGAGAGACAGUAA
This is a messenger RNA of Microplitis mediator, 510 nucleotides long. RefSeq names its product zinc finger SWIM domain-containing protein 7-like. NCBI's taxonomy places the organism in Eukaryota, Metazoa, Arthropoda, Insecta, Hymenoptera, Braconidae. Bases 1 to 510 code for a protein of 169 amino acids. The record is from RefSeq and is a predicted model, not a curated record. Gene Ontology annotation, cellular component: Shu complex. Gene Ontology annotation, molecular function: zinc ion binding. Gene Ontology annotation, biological process: double-strand break repair via homologous recombination. The transcript has 3 exons.